Messenger RNA from Acanthamoeba castellanii str. Neff, 972 nucleotides. Its product is annotated as proliferating cell nuclear antigen, Nterminal domain containing protein. The transcript is spliced from 2 exons. Gene Ontology annotation, molecular function: DNA binding; DNA polymerase processivity factor activity. NCBI's taxonomy places the organism in Eukaryota, Discosea, Longamoebia, Acanthamoebidae. The record is from RefSeq and is a predicted model, not a curated record. Gene Ontology annotation, biological process: mismatch repair; translesion synthesis; regulation of DNA replication. Gene Ontology annotation, cellular component: PCNA complex. Bases 1 to 972 code for a protein of 323 amino acids.
AUGAAGUUCAGGCUUGAGAACGCUUCCGUUUUCAAAAAGAUGGUGGGAUUGGUCAAGGAUAUCGUCACAGACGUCAACCUGGUCUUUGAUGACAGGGGUAUGAACAUGAUGUCGCUGGACAGCAGCCAUGUGUCGCUUGUUGAGAUCAAGAUGUUUGCCGGAGGAUUCGACGAGUAUGAGUGCGAGGUGCCUGUGACGCUCAGGGUCAACAUUGCGUUGAUGGACAAGAUCAUGGGCCUGGCGGGCAAGGACAACUCAAUGACGCUCUUGUACGUUCACAGCGACAGCAUCGCGCAGUUCGUUUUCGAGAACGCCGCCGGCGACCGACAGACCGAGUUCGGCCUCAAGCUGCUCAAUAUCAAAAGCAACAUCCUGAGCAUUCCAGAGAUGGAGUACAACGUCGUUGUCAUCACCAGCUCAUCUGAAUUCAAGAAGAAGAUCGACGACCUGUUCAAGUUCUCGGACACGGCGAUCAUCUUAGCCGAAAAGGACGAGAUGCAUUUUGCACUCGAUGGCGACAUCGGCAACUGCAAGUUCACGCUGAAGAAGAACGACAACACCGACAUCGAGAUCAACGAUCCAGUCUCUGCGUCGUUUGCGCUGCGCUACCUCAAGAACUUUGCCAACGCCUCAGUGCUGUGCGACAGGGUCACGAUCAGGCUGAUCAAGGGACAGCCGAUGCGGGCGUCCUACGAGAUGACAAACAAGAAGAUGGGCAACGACAACGACAAGCUUGGCACCAUCGCCUUUUACCUGGCCCCCAAGCUCGCCUCAAGCCUACGCGCUGCUUGGGACAAACACGCCGAUUCCCACUGCUGCGUCUGCGGCGCCGAACCGCGCACGUGCUGGUGUGGUGAAGACCAAAUUUGGGAUGUGGUUGAUCAGUGGAUGGAAACCGCCGAUGAGGCGUCAACGAUGCCCAGCAAUGAGGACAACGCCGAGGUGGCAUCCUUCUCCUCGGUGAUGUCGUAG